AUGUCCACCAAAGCUGCCCUCAAGGCAGCAAAAGCAGCUCUCGACGAGGAGAACUAUGAAGUCGCCGCCACUCAAGCACACCAGGUCUUAGCCGCAGAUGGCAACAACUACUUCGCCAAACUCUUCUUGGGUCGCGCGUUGGAGAAGCAGCAGUUUCUCGAAGAUGCGGCUCGAGCCUACCAAUCCGCAGCAGAGCUGAAGCCAGAAGACAAUCAAGCAUGGCUGGGCCUUUGCAGCUUGUACGAGGCUCAAGGUUCUGCCAAAGUGGACGAAUUCCGCCAGGCUUCUGUCAGGGUAGCUGAGAACUAUGCCAAAGCUGAGGACAAGCAUCGAUGUCAGACGACCGUGGACAAGCUGGUGGCGUUCUCAAAGCAACAUGGCACGAGAUCACAGUACAAACGGGCACUGGAGGUUUUGUUGCCAGGCAGCGUACUGUACGACCUCUUGGAAGGACGGAUACUACACCCCGCGCAAACCUAUGCGAGGCUUGCUGAGAUCACAGAGGAAGAAGAAGACCAGUUCAUCAAGCAGGAGAUCGCCGCUCGAAGAACCAGGAUCGGCGCUCGGGUGGGCCAGGUUACCGCGGACGUCAAGCGGGAAGUCUUUGGCCAGAGCAAUCUGGAGCAGCUGUAUCAGGAGAUCAUUAAUUGGUCGUCAGACGACGAGGUUCGGCGGCAAUACGAAGAGAAGCUACUGGAGCGUGGUUGUGAAAUCCUCGUCAACUUGCCGGCGGAGCAGAAGGGACCGAAGCUUGACCAGGUCUUGACGUUGGCAGAGGGAAUGGUCAUCAUCCACCAUCAAUUUCAAGCAGCUUGGGACCUGGUAAUAGAGACGAGGGACCUCGAAGAUCUUCGUGAUCUGGAUGCAAACAUCUUGAGAGAAUAUGUGACGGCGUUCCCGGAUUCAGGUCGGGACAAAAUUCUCAAAGCAUGGCUGAGCAGUGAGCUGGCACCCUUUGCACAGCCAAAAGAUGAGACCGAAGGAGACAGUCCACCAACCCCUCUCACUCCUGAAGACCGGCUGCUGCUGAUGACAGACGGUCUGUCCAUUUCCGAGCAGUCUCCGUUCGCUUACCGGCUAGUGAGCGACUACUACCUACAUCUGGAAGAACAUGAGAGUGCUGUCGAUACCUCCCGAGCUGGCUUGAAGGCCGCCGUCUCCGAGGGUAACAGACUGGGCAUGCGCAUGCAGAAUACUAAGGAUGCCUUGAACAGCGUACUCGCCACUGCCCUCGUGCAUUUUCAAGCGCCUCGCAACCACGCCGAAGCGAAGCGACUUUUCGAAGACAUUCUGGGCCGGAAGCAGAACUCUACCCCGGCACUCAUUGGCCUUGGCUUGAUUUUCGAAGAGAACGAAGACUACGGAGAUGCUAUCAGCUUCUUAUCCCGAGCGCUCGAUGCCGACAAAACCAACGUUCGGGUGGGCACGGAGCUCGCAUGGUGUCGAGCCUUGAACGGCGACUACGUUGAAGCAAAGCAAGACCUGAAGGCAUAUCUCCCACAGAUGAAGGCUGACGAUCCUCGCGCCCGUGAUCUCCGGGCACAGGUGCUGUAUCGUAUCGGAAUCUGUCUGUGGGAAAUGGAUACCUCCAAGAGCGCGCGCAAGAACCGAGAAGGAGCUUACAGCCAGUUCCUUGCCGCCAUCAAAACGAACGUCAAUUUCGCACCUGCUUACACCAGUCUCGGCAUCUACUAUGUAGACUAUGCAAGGGACAAGAAGCGAGGCCGGCAAUGCUUUCAGAAGGCCUUUGAGCUUUCACCUUCAGAGACCUAUGCUGCAGAACGUCUUGCGCGCUCGUUCGCCGAUCAGGGUGACUGGGACAUUGUUGAAGUGAUAUCGCAGCGAGUCAUCGACACCGGGAGAGCGAGGCCACCACCUGGAUCUAAGAGAAAGGGGUUGAGCUGGCCUUGCUCAGCGCUCGGAGUGGUUUUGAUGAACAAGCAGGAAUACCAGCAAGCCAUCACAUCGUUCCUUGCCGCACUUCGCAUCAACCCGAAUGACUACCAAUCCUACAUCGGCCUGGGCGAAAGUUACCACAACUCCGGUCGCUACAACUCGGCUUUGAGAACAUUCACUUAUGCUCUGGAGCCGCAUGAUGGGGUCGAGAUGCGAGGGGCGGAUGAGAAAUGGUUUGCUCGCUACAUGCUGGCCAACGUACACAGGGAGCUUGGUGAAUACGACGAAGCCAUUGCUGCGCUGGAAGGAGUACUUGCCGAGCGACCAGAUGAGUUCGGUGUACUGAUGUCACUUCUGCAGACCUUUGUUGAGAUGUCAUGGCGAUGUGUCGAGACAGGCUUGUUUGGGCGUGCGACAUCUAGCGCUUGUCAAGCCAUCAGUACAGCAGCUCAGGUCGCUACGAGCCGCCCCAAGGCGUUCAACAUGUGGAAGGCUGUAGGCGAUGUCUGCCUUACGUUCUCAUGGGUGCAGUCGAGCUGCGACAGCCUGCCGACAACGGAACUGCAGAAGUUACUCGCCCAGGACGCUGACGCGGCGGCGUACGAGCAGUUGUCCGACGUUGAUCAAAUCAGCCUUGAUUCUGUGCAGAGCGGUCUAGACAAUGAGGAGCGAGGCAGCAUGACUGCAGUGCUAAGUGGCAUCCUGGCCUUCAAGCAGGCCAUUCACUCUUGCUCACACGACAUACACGCACAAGCCGUCGCCUGGUACAAUCUCGGUCUCGCAGAGCAGCGAGCCUUCACUUGUGCAGACGCGAAAGCCGGCCGGAAGUAUCUCAGAGCCGCUGUGCGGUGCUUCAAGCGCGCGAUCGAACUCGAAGCCGGCAAUGCAGAGUUCUGGAACGCACUCGGCGUUGCCACCACGACGCUCAACCCAAAGGUCGCGCAGCACUCCUUCGUACGCAGUCUGCAUCUCAACGAGUUGAAUGCAAAGGUGUGGGCGAACCUUGGAGUCAUGUACCUUCUUCACGGCGACUAUCAGCUCGCACACCAAUCUUUCGGGCGAUCGCAGAGCACAGAUCCGGACUACGCACACGCCUGGGUUGGCGAAGGUUUGAUUGCUAUGCUUGAAGGCAAGAAUCAAGAUGCACUAAGCCACUUCACACACGCCUUUGAGAUCUCAGACUCCACUUCUGUCAUCACAAAGCGGCAGUAUGCAUCUUCGCUGUUCGACCAUCUUCUGGCAACUCCGGCAGCCUCGGACGACCUCACAGCGUUGGUGCAACCGAUCUUUGCGCUGCAGCAACUACAACGACAAAGUGCACAAGACCUGCCGUUCCAACAUCUUGCUGCCCUUUACUUUGAGCGCGUCGGCAACAAUUCUGCGGCGAUUGAAGCUCUCGUUUCUCUGUGCACUGCCGCAGAAGCAGACUACGAAGCUUCAGAAUCUGAUGCAGCGCUGGCUCGAUUCGCGCUAGCAAAGUCGGAUCUCGCUAGAAACCAGCUGGCCCACCAAGACUUUGAUGAGGCUGCAACCAAUGCAGAGACUUCUCUUGAUCUGAGCUCAGAUCCGGACUCCAGUGGGCUUGGUGCAGCAGCGAGAACGAGGCUUCGGCUCUCCGCACAUCUGACGGCUGGUCUUGCGCUAUACCAUCUCAAUCGCAUGGCGGAGGCGAUAGCGAUGUUCAAGACGGCACUCGAAGAAAGCGUAAACGACCCCGACGUCGUCUGCUCGCUCGUCAAAGUCUUGUGGGCACAAGGCGGAGCUGAUGAAAAGGGCGUUGCACGAGAGCAGCUGUUUGAAUGUGUUGAACGAUGCCCAGAUCAUGUCGGCGCUGUCACGCUUCUGGGAGCCCUUGCUGCUCUGGAGGAUGAUGCGGACAUCGCCAUUGCUGUGAAGGACGACUUGGUUUCGUUGAGGACAAAAGAAGGACUCGGUAUGGCCGAUGGUGGCGAGAUCGAGAAACUGCUCAACGCCCUUGCUGUUCUGCUGCCUUCAACGUUCGCAGGCGGAGGCGAGGCUUCUUCAGACGAUGCUGCUCUAGCGGAGACGCAAGCUGCUGUAAUGCUGUCGCCCGACACUCCUCAGGCGUGGCAACAAUUGGCCGAACAGAGCAGUGACCCUGAAGCGCAGCAAUAUGCAUCUUCGAUGGCUUUGAAGACCGCGCAGAAAGCGGUCCCACCAUCUGGGCCAUUGGAGCCGCACAACCUGGCGAAGGCAUAUGCAGGCGUCGGAACAGCGGGAGACGCACAGAGAGCUGUCAUGUUGGCGCCAUGGAGUAACGAAGGCUGGGCUGCUGCAGCUGAUGCUUUGGAAGGGCAUUAG
Molecule: messenger RNA, 4218 nt
Organism: Saxophila tyrrhenica
Lineage: Eukaryota; Fungi; Ascomycota; Dothideomycetes; Mycosphaerellales; Extremaceae
Gene: SKI3
Product: Superkiller protein 3
Exons: 1
Coding region: 1-4218 (1405 amino acids)
Cellular component (GO): Ski complex
Molecular function (GO): protein binding
Source: RefSeq, a predicted model, not a curated record